Molecule: messenger RNA, 1839 nt
Organism: Colossoma macropomum (tambaqui)
Lineage: Eukaryota; Metazoa; Chordata; Actinopteri; Characiformes; Serrasalmidae
Gene: cunh5orf22
Product: chromosome unknown C5orf22 homolog
Exons: 9
Coding region: 110-1429 (439 amino acids)
Source: RefSeq, a predicted model, not a curated record
GUUUCAGUGAUUUCGGUCCCUGUGCUUGUUAGCAGCUAGCUAGCACACCAUAACAAUGUUUUUGUGAAAAUUCAUAUUUAAAUAAAUCAGCACUCAGAUAUCUGUCGAAAUGAAGGCAGCGCCAGUGAAACGGACUUACUCUAAACUGCCUGUGUGGAUUGUGGAAGACCAUCACGAUGUUGUGCCCUACAUCUAUCGGGCCAUCGCCUCUCGCCAUAUUCCACUGAGCGGGAUUAAAAUGGUUCAUCUGGACUCCCACCCUGACCUGCUGAUCCCAGUUAACAUGCCAGCCAGCACAGUGUUUGACAAAGAGGCGUUGUUCAGUGAGCUGAGCAUUGAGAACUGGAUCAUGCCCAUGGUCUUCGCUGGACACGUGUCCCACAUUGCCUGGCUGCAUCCAUACUGGGCUCAGCAGAUCAAGGAGGGGGAGCAUAAUAUUUGUGUUGGCAGAGAUAAGUCAACAACCACCAUCAGGGUCACGAGCACUGAUGAUUACUUUCUGAGUGACGCCCUCUACGUUCCCGCAGACCAGCUUGAGGACUCCAAGUCCUUGCACUUAAGAGUCAUCCAGGUGGAUCCAGUGGACAUGUCUCACAGUAGCCAGGGUCAGAACGACCCCAUCUCUGCUAAGAAACCUAAAACCGAUUCUAAUGGGGAGGUAGACAAAGAGCAGGAUCAUCAACCCAAAACAAAUGAGUCUUUCACAUGCUCGUUUCAGCCACCAGAUGGCAGCAGUACAUCAGGAAACAGUGCAAAUGCCCAGAAAGGCUCAGCUGCAUCUUUUGUAAGCAGCCUGCUUAGUUUCAUGGAGCAAAAUGAUGCUUACAUCCUUGACAUUGACCUGGAUUUUUUCUCCUGUAAGAAUCCAUUCAAGGAUAUUUACACGCAGGAAGAGUACUCCGUCCUGCAGGAAUUGUACAGUUUCAAGAGGCCCAAAGAGCAUGCAGACGAGGAGGAGCUGCUUGACUGCGUGGAGAGACGCACUCGGCAGUUGGAGGAUCUGGAAGCUGCCUUUGCUGACCUGCUAGAGGACGACAGCCAGAACACCAUAGACCGCUGGGCUGCAAACCCUGGGAUGGGAUCUCUGGCCAAACUCGUGUCUAGCCUGAAGAACCGAAACAAAUCACCAGACUAUGAAAUGGUGCAUCAGGCAGGGCUGACCUGUGAUUACUCUGAGCUUCCACACCACAUUAGCAGUGAAGAGGAGAUCCAGCAGCUCCUGCUUGCUGUGCAGCUUGUGCUGGAGGCUCUGCCCAAACCCACUAUAGUCACCAUAUCAAGAUCCAGUUUGGAUGAAUACUGCCCUGCUGAACAGGUGGACUCCAUUCAGAGCAACAUGUUGAACAUUCUUGAAACCCUGUUUGGCUCUUUAGACGUUCAUAAGGAGUAUGAAUCAGCUCCUGAGGAAAGCACAUCACAGCUCUCCUGAACAUGAGAGCAUAUUUAUAUUCAACUUAAGUGGUCUCCAGUGCUGUUUUUUGAAUCGAGUGAGCAGUGGGGUGGGAACUGUGUGUACGUGUUUGUUGCGAGUGUUUUUUAGAUAAAUGGACCUACGCUACUGGAUUUGAUAUAUCAGGCUGCUUAAUGUGUUAUCUUGAAAAUAUGGGAAAUGGAGAAGCACAUAUUUCUCAUGCAUCAACAGUUUGCAUCUGUUUGGCUUCUGCUGGAAAAAAAUGCAGGAAAAACGUGUGGGAAACUGGAUACUGCCUGAAAAAUGUUAUACCUCGUGUAAAUAUCUGUGAAUUUGUAGAAUAAAAUUAAAUUAUUAGUUUUCAUGUAAUUUUUGCAGUCAUACAACACAUCAACCUAAAUUAAAGCAUGAUUAUGCAUCGACAUUUA